AGGAUUGCGCUGAACCGUUUCCUUCACAGACACUCGUCUUGAAGCUUAACAGAGUGUUACUUUGCGAAGAGAUCGAGCAUCAUGCCACCCAAAGCGAGCGGCAAGGCGGUGAAGAAGGCCGGUAAGGCCCAGAAGAACAUCAGCAAAACUGACAAGAAGAAGAAGAGGAAGAGGAAAGAGAGCUACGCUAUUUACAUUUAUAAAGUCUUGAAGCAGGUGCAUCCCGACACCGGAAUCUCCAGCAAGGCGAUGAGCAUCAUGAACAGCUUCGUUAAUGAUGUUUUCGAGCGUAUCGCUGCCGAAGCAUCGCGCUUGGCGCAUUACAACAAGCGAUCGACGAUCACGUCUCGAGAGAUUCAAACUGCGGUCAGACUUCUAUUGCCCGGAGAACUGGCGAAGCACGCUGUGAGUGAAGGCACCAAAGCAGUCACCAAGUACACCAGCUCCAAGUGAACAGUUGCUCUCAACCAACGGCCCUUAUCAGGGCCACAAAUUACUCAUACGUCCGACAUUCUCACAUUUCGCAAGCUUUAAGAAAAAAAUUUUAUUUGUACUUUAUAAAUUCACCAAACUCAAGAGAGGAAAGAAGCAGACUGGAGGGUUGAUUUUGAUCAUUUGCAUAACAUAAAAGUAUAUCGGAAAUGAACGAAUAUACAUACGAGUUUUUAUUCGAAUGCUCCACUAGUAUUUUUUUCAUACUUAAAUUCAAAUAUUCCAUAAUGUACGACAAAUAAG
Molecule: messenger RNA, 735 nt
Organism: Harpegnathos saltator (Jerdon's jumping ant)
Lineage: Eukaryota; Metazoa; Arthropoda; Insecta; Hymenoptera; Formicidae
Product: histone H2B
Exons: 1
Coding region: 82-453 (123 amino acids)
Cellular component (GO): nucleosome
Molecular function (GO): DNA binding; protein heterodimerization activity; structural constituent of chromatin
Source: RefSeq, a predicted model, not a curated record